AUGGCCUCUCAUACUAUAAACGGGCUUUCCGUGAAGCCCAUUCUCGGUGAUUUCGGUGCAGAAGUAUCGGGAGUCGAUUGGACUCAAGUUCCGCUUCCAGAAGAUCUCAUAAGAACCUUAAUCCGCAUACAAGAUAAAUAUGCAGUCCUUAUCUUCCGAGACACAGGCCUUGACAACGAACGACACGUCGCCUUUUCAGCGCAACUAGGGCGUCUGGAGGUGAACCCCGCCUGGGGAGGGAGCGAGAGAGUCGGGACUCCGUAUCUGUUCGACGUCAGCAAUAUUGAAUCGGAUGGAUCUUUAGUGAAGAAGGAUACAAGACGAUGGCACCACGCGCUAGGUAACGCAUUAUGGCACACCGAUUCUUCAUUCAACCAACACCGCUCAAAAUACUCCCUGCUGCUCGCCCACGCCGUCCCGGGCACUGGUCAAGGCAACACCGAAUUCGCCGACACGCGACGCGCGUGGAAAGACAUCCCAGCCGUCGAGAAGCCAAAGUUGCGCGGGUUGGUCGUUGAGCAUGAGCUCUGGCACUCACGCAAACUGGCCUCGCCUGAGGAAUACGAAGAACUGACAUCCGAAGAACGGAAUGUAAAACCUCCUUCUUACCACAGGUUAGUCCAGCAAGGAUCUAGUGGACACGAGACGUUCUUCCUCGCCGCGCAUGCCAAAGCGCUGUUUGACGACGAUGGGAAGCGGCUUGCGGACAGCCAGAAGAUGGUUUGGGAUCUCAUUGCUCAUUGUACACAAACCAAGUAUACUUUCACGGCUGAGUGGAUAUCUGCUGGCACGCUGAUGUGGUGGGAUAAUCGGCAGUCCAUGCACCGCGCAAGUCCGUAUACAGAGAAGAUGGGAGCUAGGGACCUUAGACGCUCGACUGUGAUUGAUGAUGGCCCGUUUGCAUUCGGAAUGCCACCGAAAAACUGCAAGUCUAGUAAUUGA
Molecule: messenger RNA, 942 nt
Organism: Lachnellula hyalina
Lineage: Eukaryota; Fungi; Ascomycota; Leotiomycetes; Helotiales; Lachnaceae
Gene: tfdA
Product: Alpha-ketoglutarate-dependent 2,4-dichlorophenoxyacetate dioxygenase
Exons: 5
Coding region: 1-942 (313 amino acids)
Molecular function (GO): oxidoreductase activity
Source: RefSeq, a predicted model, not a curated record